Molecule: messenger RNA, 1542 nt
Organism: Symbiodinium necroappetens
Lineage: Eukaryota; Dinophyceae; Suessiales; Symbiodiniaceae
Source: the annotation of a GenBank genome assembly
GAAGGUGGAGAUGAUUGUGGCAAGUGGUUGCCGAAGCUCGUCUCGCGGCUGAUUGCGGAAGAAAAUGCUGCAACAGGACACGUGCAGAUCCUCUGUGCUGCAAGAAUUGGGCUGCCCCAAGUCGCGCCUCCUGCGAAUGGGAAGGGCACCGGCCAGCGGCGGAUGUUUGAUGGAUUUCAUUUGGAAGAGCUUACGGUCGAGCAGCUCGCGAUGCAGCACUACUUCUCCUCCGAAGGAGGUGCAUUUCAGUGUGGAAUCCACUGCGAGGGGUCCAUACUGAGAGACUUGUUUGGCAUCCUGAUGUUCGACGAGCUGUUUGAUUGCUCUGUGGCGGAUGCCUUCGUGUCCUCCUUUCAGGCGUUUUUCGUAGCGGGUGCGCGGCUUUUCAAUGCUGCGCUGGAGAAAGGGCUGCCGCCGGGUCCCUAUCCAGUUGGGGUGACAAGCUUACAGCUAGAUGACCACAGUCGGCAGGAUCCGGAGGGAGGCCCUCGCAGUUUGCAGACCGAGAUCUGGUAUCCAGCUGGUGAGGAAGCCCGGGAGUUGCCGCGAAACCGAUUCUCCGAGUUUCUCGGUCGUGGGACAAUACCAGGUAGCAUCGAGGCAGCAGAGGCCUCGGAUGCCAUCGGAGGGUACCGGUCUGGAUUGACGAUUGCAGAACUGGAUGACAGUUGGCCGAAUCUAGCUGUUCGGGAUGCGCGGCUGCGUGACCCAGCGCAGGAAAUCGGCGGCAAACCAUUGAAAGAUGGAUGGCCUCUCGUGAUAUUUUCACACGGUUCAGGUGCAUAUAGGGCUAGCUACAUCUUCUGGACCGAGUUCCUAGCCUCACAGGGAUUCAUAGUUGCAGCCUGCGACCAUCCGGGCAGUGCGCGAUACACUCAAGUGAAUGGACGCGUGAUCAAGCCGGGUGGUCCGCGGAGUGAGAGGUCUCAGAUGGAAGCAGACCGGCCCUUGGACGUGCUCUUCUUGCUAGAUUCAUUGGCGAAGCUUACAGAUGGCCAGGACAGCCGCUUUGCGGGUCGAGUGGAUGUGAAUCGUUGUGCCUUGACGGGGAUGUCUUUCGGUGGUUGGACAGCAGCUGCCGCUUUGGAGUUCAAUGAUCCUCGCGUGAAAGCUGCUCUUCUCAUGUGCCCGUCGCUGAUGUCGGCAGAGGGACGCCUCACCAAAGAACGUACAAACUUACAUACUCCACUGAUGGUCAUGAUCGGCACCGAGGACACAGUGAUUGGAACUGAGGGCAACGCGCUCUGCCGAGACUUUGUCAAGAAGCCCGAGGGUUGCAGUUUUCUGAUGGAGAUCAAGCGCGGAGGUCAUUGUAGCUUCACCAGCUGCGACCUGUACAACCCGGCAUACGGCAACGGCAUCGGCGAGAGCAAGAGUCUGUCCAGCCCUGGCUCGAUGUAUAUGCCCCUUGAAAUUUCAAAGCAGCACGAGAUCAUCAACGGCUACGGCCUAGCCUUCCUAGACAAGUUCAUCCGUGGUGGGAGUGGCUCCUUCCUUACAGAGAACCAUUAUCCCGAUGAACUUGUGUACAAGAAAUCUUGA